Molecule: messenger RNA, 508 nt
Organism: Cuscuta europaea
Lineage: Eukaryota; Viridiplantae; Streptophyta; Magnoliopsida; Solanales; Convolvulaceae
Source: the annotation of a GenBank genome assembly
AUUUCAAACACACAAUACUUUCUUCAUCCUAAGUUCAUUUACGUCACUACAUCCUCAGGGAAUAUGGCUUCAUGCAAUCAAAUUAUCUUCUUCACUUCCCUCAUUGUAUUUGGUAUUCUAUUCAUGAGGAAUAAUGUUGAAAAAGUUGAGGCUGCAGACAUCUUCUGCACACAAGAAUGCAACCCUGAAGCGUUCUAUAUGCUAUGCCCACAAAAUAACACAAAGAUUUACAAUAUUUGCAAAAAUUGUUGCCAGGCUAGACUCCUAAGUUGUCAUCUAUAUCGUGAUGAUGAUAGUCUUAUAUGUUAAUCUCCCAAGACUACGGCUUAUGUUAUUCCACAUUUUGUCAUCUAUAUCGUGAUGAUGAUAGUCUUAUAUGUUAAUCUCCCAAGACUACGGCUUAUGUUAUUCCACAUUUUGUCAUUAUUUCACAAUAAUGAAUUCCUUAAUUGCUUUGUCAAAUAAAGCAUAUAAAGGCUGACUAUUUGUUGAUGGAUUGCUAUUUCAC